AUGUCCACACCUUCAUCCAGUGAUGAGAUUGCAAAGAAAGCUCCCGAGAGCGUCUCGAAAUCCGUUGGAAAUACCAGCCUUGUCGACCCCUCGGAUGCGCUAAGUUUUCCCGAAGGUGGUUUCACCGCUUGGGGCACAGUGCUGGGCGCUGUGUUGAUUCAAUUCUGUGGCUUUGGACAUGGCAACGCUUACGGUGUCUUCCAGGGCAAACUUUUAUGCUCAAACAUACCUAACCAAUUCCACACCAUCUGCAAUCGCGUCAGAAGUGUUAAUGCGUUCUUGGCAUUAUCAGUUGGCAUCGUAUCAGGAAGGAUGGUCGACCGAGGCGCAUUUUACCCUGUGAUGAAAAUCGGCUAUCUCCUCCCAAUGCUCCUUCCUCUUUAUAUUGUCCCUGGCGAAACCAGAUCAAUAUUCCUUUCCCAAGGCAUCGGUUUUAGUAUUGCAAUAGGCCUUACGAAUGUUCCCUCCUUCGCUGUAGUAUCGCAUCACUUCCAGCGACGCAGGGCUUUUGAGAUGGGAAUUGUCGCCACGGGGAGCUCUCUGGGUGCAAUCUCGCACCCCGUCAUGCUCAAUAAUCUUACCAAUGGAAGACUCGGCUUUGCAAAUGGUGUCUGUGCAAGUGCGGUCCUGAGUGGUGGCUUGCUUUUCAUCCGCAAUAAACGAAAUUGUUGGGACGUGGCGCUUUGCGAGCUGUCCUGGGGAAUAGCGUACCGGAAAAGAUAG
This is a messenger RNA of Suillus fuscotomentosus, 723 nucleotides long. RefSeq lists its product as uncharacterized. The record is from RefSeq and is a predicted model, not a curated record. The transcript has 7 exons. The coding region runs from base 1 to 723 and encodes 240 amino acids. NCBI's taxonomy places the organism in Eukaryota, Fungi, Basidiomycota, Agaricomycetes, Boletales, Suillaceae. Gene Ontology annotation, cellular component: fungal-type vacuole membrane.